Molecule: messenger RNA, 5510 nt
Organism: Carcharodon carcharias (great white shark)
Lineage: Eukaryota; Metazoa; Chordata; Chondrichthyes; Lamniformes; Lamnidae
Product: A disintegrin and metalloproteinase with thrombospondin motifs 14
Exons: 22
Coding region: 104-3823 (1239 amino acids)
Biological process (GO): proteolysis; extracellular matrix organization
Cellular component (GO): extracellular matrix
Molecular function (GO): metalloendopeptidase activity
Source: RefSeq, a predicted model, not a curated record
CCCCACCGUGCAAGAAUUGGAAGCAGAAAGUCUGCUCGGCUGCUUUUGCAAGAUUUGUUUCCUUUCAGUCACAAGAGUUUGCUUUGCUCCCUCAACAAACGACAUGAACUAUUUUUAUUUAUUGUUUUCUUCUAUCCCGCUCUUGCUAGAAUGCAAGCUUCAUGAAGAUGUGCUUUCCAGGAGGUUUAUCGAUUAUGGUCUGAUAAUACCGCUCAGUACCGAUGACCAGGGUCGCUACAUAUCGCACAUUGUAUCAACUGGAGACGGUGAGUUGCGGUUUGGUCGGCGAUUUCCACGGAGCACCCCCCAUCAGAGCAGAGGAGAAGCCGACCUGUACUUCAAUGUCACCGUUUUUGGGAAGGAAUUGCAUUUACGCCUGAAACACAACGCCAGGCUCGUUGCUCCCGAUGCAGCGGUGGAGUGGCAGGAGGAUUUCCAGGAGCUCUCCACAGAGCCCAUCCACGGAGACUGUGUUUUUUCUGGGGAUAUUACCGACAUGCCAGGAGCCACUGUGGCGAUCAGCAAUUGCGAUGGUUUGGCUGGAUUGAUUCGGGCAGACACUGGCGAGUUUUUCAUUGAGCCGUUGGAAAAAGGGCAGCAGGCACUGGAGGAAAAAGGUCGUGUUCAUGUGGUGUAUCGUAGGUCAUCUGUCAAACAAGCAGUACCAAAAGAUCUACAUGUUGAAGCCCCGAAAUUUGCUGUUGGUGACCUUGCAAACUCUCUAGACAUCAUUGAGGGGGAACUAAGUCACCCGACACGAAAAAGAAGACAUGCAAAGAAAGAUGACUACAACAUAGAAGUUCUGUUGGCUGUAGAUGAUUCGGUUGUUCGCUUCCAUGGAAAAGAGCAUGUGCAGAAUUAUGUUCUGACACUAAUGAAUAUUGUUGAUGAAAUCUACCAUGAUGAAUCACUGGGCACCCAUAUCAACGUGGUUUUGGUCAGGAUGAUUAUGGUAGGCUACAGACAGUCAAUCAGCUUAAUAGAGCGUGGGAAUCCUUCUCGAAGUUUAGAACAAGUUUGCCGCUGGGCUCACACUCAACAGCGCUCCGAUCCAGGACAUACAGAGUAUCAUGACCAUGCCAUAUUCCUUACCAGGCAAGAUUUUGGUCCUGCAGGUAUGCAAGGUUAUGCUCCAGUGACAGGCAUGUGCCAUCCACUCCGAAGCUGUACGCUCAACCAUGAAGAUGGAUUCUCCUCUGCAUUUGUGGUAGCCCAUGAAACUGGUCAUGUUUUAGGAAUGGAGCACGAUGGGCAAGGUAAUCGCUGUGCUGAUGAGACGAGUAUGGGCAGCAUCAUGGCACCUCUGGUACAGGCUGCAUUCCAUCGCUAUCACUGGUCUCGCUGCAGCAAACAGGAGCUCAGUCGAUACAUACAUUCCUAUGACUGCCUGCUGGAUGACCCAUUUGAACACAAGUGGCCAAAAUUGCCAGAGCUUCCAGGAAUUGACUAUUCCAUGGAUGAGCAGUGUCGUUUUGAUUUUGGAGUCGGUUAUAAAAUGUGUACAGCUUUCCGAACCUUUGAUCCCUGCAAGCAGUUGUGGUGUAGCCAUCCUGAUAACCCUUACUUCUGCAAAACUAAAAAGGGCCCACCACUAGAUGGGACAGAGUGUGCACCUGGAAAGUGGUGUUUCAAGGGUCACUGCAUUUGGAAAACUUCAGAUCAGUCAUACAGUCAGGAUGGAAGCUGGAGUUCCUGGACAAAGCUUGGAUCAUGCUCAAGGACCUGUGGUGGUGGAAUACGUUUCCGUAGCCGACAGUGCAAUAAUCCUCCCCCUGCCUAUGGUGGCCGAGACUGUCCUGGCCCUAGUUCCGAGUACAAAAUCUGCAAUUCUGAAGAUUGCACAGGGCACUAUGAAGAUUUUCGGGCUCAGCAGUGUCAACAAAGAAACUCCUAUUAUCUUUACCAGAAUAUCAAGCAUUCUUGGCUCCCUUAUGAGCAUCAAGGUGAGGCUCAAAAAUGUGAGCUAAUUUGUCAGUCCAAGGAAACGGGGGACGUGGUGUUCAUGAAUCAGGUUGUACACGAUGGUACACGCUGCAGCUAUAAAGAUCCCUUCAGUGUAUGUGCUCGAGGAGAAUGUGUGCUCGUGGGCUGUGAUAAGGAAGUUGGUUCUUUUAAGCAAGAAGAUAAAUGUGGUGUCUGUGGUGGUGACAAUGCGCAUUGUCGAACUGUUAAGGGAACCAUUGCCAAGACUCCCAAACGAACAGGAAUGUUCAAAAUGUUUGAAUUACCAGCUGGAGCAAGAAAUCUUCAGGUCGAAGAAACUGAACCGUCCACAAAUCUAAUUUCUGUGAAGAAUCAAGCAACUGGUAAUUUCAUUCUCAAUGGCAAAGGUGAAAGUUCAAAACCAAAAAUGUUUAUAGAAAUGGGUCUGGAGUGGGAGUAUUCCAUAGAAAAUGACAAGGAAAUCCUUAAAUCCAAUGGUCCACUGCACAACAACAUAGUUGUUUUUAUUAGUCCACAAGGUGAAGACGCUAAAUCAAAUUUAAUGUACAAGUAUGUUAUUCACGAAGACCUACUUCCUGUGAUCGGCAACAACAAUGUACUCCUGGAAGAGACUGAAAGUUAUGAGUGGGCUUUAAAGAGCUGGUCCCAGUGUUCGAAAGCCUGUGGAGCAGGCAUACAAUACACAAAAUAUGGCUGUAGACGAAAAAGUGACAGCAAGAUGGUGCAUAGGAAUUUCUGUGAUAAUCACAAGAAACCAAAGCCUAUAAGGAGACGUUGCAACCUUCAUGAGUGCACACAACCAUCGUGGUUAACAGAGGAAUGGGGAACUUGUAGUAAAAGUUGUGGGAAAGUAGGAUACCAAACAAGAGUUGUACAGUGUGUCCAGUAUCUUAAUAAGGGUGCCAAUAGAACAGUGCAUACCAAAUACUGUGCUGGAGACCGUCCCGAAGGUCGGAGGCCAUGCAACCGUACACCAUGUCCAUCACAGUGGCGGAUGGGAGCUUGGUCUCAGUGCUCUGUGACUUGUGGAGAAGGUAUCCAGCAACGGCAGGUGGUGUGUCGAGGGAGCGAUAACAGCAUAAGCCAUUGCAAGGACGAAAAGCCUGAAACCGUACAAGUGUGCAAAGUGAUACAGUGCAACGCUCAUUUAGGAAAGUCUUCUGUUUUUACUCCAAGCACGGAAACCAUUGAUCAAGUUACUCCACGAGGCCACUGGGUGUCACAGCUCGUUCCAGAGAAGCCUGUUCAUAAAAUUUCAACAAGGGAGCCAUGCCUUGGGGAUAAAUCAAUUUUCUGCCAGAUGGAAGUUUUGGCUCGAUAUUGUUCUAUUCCUGGGUAUAAUAAGUUGUGCUGUGAAUCCUGCAAUAAAAGGGACCCAACCUUGCCCCCUCCUUUUUCUCAGGCAGCCUCAGGUACUGAAGGUGCUGAGGGUAUCAUCCAUCCCAGCACUAUCACAGAAGUGGUAACAAAGCCAACACCCCAUAACCAUUAUCCAACCGUCAGAGGCACUACUAUAAGGAAGGAUGACAGUUCACCAACACCUCUUACUUCUGCCAGCGUCGAUGACACUGACCGUUCAUCAACCAAUGUUUUUGCCAUAGGCUCUCAGGGAACCACCAACAGUUUCACUAUGCUAAAUACUCACACUUUUGCAAGCACAUUUAUGUUGCCUCCUGCUCAACAGGCAACACGGCAUAGUAACAUGGAUGUGUUUGACUCCACAACUACUCAUCAGCUGUUUACAAACAAGGAGAAAACUUUGCCUCAUACAACUAGUAGGAGCGAUACUUGGAGCACAGAAGCUAUAAGUAGACAGAGAAGGGAUGACAGUGAAUCAGAAGCAGACUUGACCCACAGAAUCUCACCCACAGUAACAUGAAUUGCCUAUUUUACAAAGAUGAUGUCCUUCAAACAGAACUGCAGUUUUGCAAUAUCCUGUCAGUGGAACCAUAUAUCCCUGAUAAAUUGCCUGAUAGUCUUGCUCGCUUGGAGGCAGUUUCUGCCAGUUUCAGCUUACAGCUGCAGGUAAAGGUGUGUCCUGGUCAGUACUGGAUUUAUAUCAUGUCCACGUGAGAUGGUGAUGAUUAUACAUGCAAGUACUGUAAAAGAUAACAGCAACCUCAUCUAUUGCAAAGCUCAAUGUUUUCAGAUACAAAAUGGUGCUGGUUUAACAUAAAUGAACUGCAUUGGCAUGAACCUCAAAUUUGCAUUGAACAGUUUAGUCCUGAUGAAAUGAUUAUGUUCCUCUGACAUCUAAACAAAAAAUCUCAUACUUAAAAACUGGCUGCGCUACUCAUGAUGUAUGUAGCUUCUCAAGCUUCCUGGUGCCAUACAAUGUGCUAUGUUUGAGCAAUUUAAACAUUGUCUUGAAAACACUUUCAGUAUUGUUGUGAUAAUUAAAUGAUAUACAGUAUUUACAUUCAUAGUGUAUAUAAUGUAAAUGUCAGCAUCCAAAAAGGUAAUAGGUUUAUAAUGUGUUAUAUUAGUGUUAGUUGUCUUGUUGCUUGUACAAACCUGCCUUACAGUGCCAUUCGGCACAACAUUCGUUACGGAGUACAUAUAGUAACAUAAUUCUUUUUGCAGUUUGUAUAGUUCCUGUACAUAAAUGAAUAAGAGCUUUUUAAUUUUAAUAUUUAUUGAAUUGGAAAAGAAUCUCAGUUUUGCAUUGUUGGAAGAAUUUAUUAGCAAUGGCCUCCAUGUCUAGUCAUUUGUGUCAUCUUUUUGUUUUGAGUUGAAUAGAGGCUAAAACAGUGUAAUGUAAUUUAUAGAGCAAUUGGACUUUGCCACCCAGCUUUUGUGUCCACAUUACAGUCAAUGCAUUUUCAUUCAAAAAUAUAGAAGUGAAUUUUUUUUUAUAAAUAACAUCUCUAAGCUAUAUUUUUUAGGUUUUUUUUAAAUUACUGUAUGUAAAAAAUGUAAACAGGGAAUCUAAGAUCUUGUGCAUUAUUGUAUAAUAUCCAAAUGUCUAGCCUGAUAUAGUGCAAUGGCUGAGCGAUAACUGUGAAACUAAUACAGUCUAUCAUGAGCUUGUGAACAGUUUUUAAUCUCUUCAGAUAUCAUGUGACCUCAUGUAAAACCAGUGUUUUAGAUCUGCUUUGAUGAAAACCAAAAUAGACUGCAAAUUGAAUGUAUGAAGACCUACAUUUGGUGCUGUGCAUGACUUACAAACCACCGUUCAUUGUUUAAUGGACAAAUGCAGCUCAUUAGGUUUUUAAAACUUUUCUUGCUGCUGCGACAUCAGUAUUUUCAUGAGAAAGUAGUUGAGUACAGUUAAAAAAAAUUAGUACUCACAACACUUAAUGGGGCGAUCAAUUCUUCUACUCAGUCCAAAUAUUUAAAUGCUGAUUGUAUUGUUAAACUUUGUAUUUGGUUAGAAAUUAAUCCCUAAUAUGCAGAAACAAUAGGUCCCUAGAAUACUUAUUUAAGCCACUGUUUAGUUUACUGAUGAAUCAUGCUAAAAGUGGUAAUAAAUGCUAUUUCGGUAUCUCUUUGUGAAAAGUUUUGUUGUAGACAUUGCAUUCUGUUUGUAAUGUGCAGGCUGAAUUAUAACCUUGACAUAGAUGGUA